GGUCAAUCAAACUUGCGCGCAACAAUGGACAGCCCCAGGAUUUUCUUCGUUUUGUUGUUUGAUGGUUACUUUAAAGUUAAACGUAUCGUCUGGGGAGGAAAUCUCAUAUUUCCCAGUCGAUCAGUGGAUUCCCACAAACAAAAGAUACUCGACUUCUCUGUUGGUGCAAACAGUCUUGUGCAAAUAAAUAUUUCAGUUUUUGUGCUUUUCCAUGAGCUAUAUCCAUCUAAGGAAGCAUCAACUAUCCCAGUGGAUCGAGAUGGAAUAUUAUCAACACAGGUUAAUGUAAUUUCUUCUACUUACUUUAAGGAACAGGAUUUUAUUACAGCUCUGCAUAAAAUGGAUCUGGAACUUCCCAUCGAGGAAGCACAUUUCAUAUUUCAGACUAACCACCUUCCAUUGUCACUUUUCAGAUCCGUACACCCUGGAGUAUCUACAAAGUCGAACUCUUUAAUUCACUGUAAACCUGGAACCUCAUCAUCCGUCGAGACUUGUGAAGUGGAAGUUGUUGCGGACCCGGAUAUAUCGGCCAGUGUUCUCCCCAGCUCUUCACCAACGUUUGUUGCGGAAUUUCCGCCUAUUUCCCCGACGAACUCAUGGGUUGAACAAAACAAUCGAGAUUCAGUUGACGCCCAAUCUGUCUCCUUGCUGUCUCUCAAUCUAGAUUCGGAUGAGGAAAAAGUGACUUCCAAUGUACCGACGGCAUCCAGUCAUAAGGUUUCUUCAAUUGAAUCUGUUAACAGUGGAGAGGUUUCUGUACAAGAGACAAAAUUCAAUCGACUUUCUCAUCCUACUGAACGUUCGAGGGAUUGUUCAGGUUGUGAUGAAAAUACAAGUAUUUAUCAGAUCAUAGAAUCUACGGCAAAUACUUCUCAAAGAGAUUCUGCUGGAAAUGCUUUAAGUGUGCUGUUAUCAGACGGAUUUUCGAAAUCGUCGUCCAAUAUACAGAAAUCGGACGAUAAUUCAUGGACUUCAAAUGUCUCAACACAGUCAGUAAACUAUGCAUAUCAAAAAACUGAUCUUCAGAUAAGGUGUGAGAGUUCGAGCAGUUCAGAUAAUCUUCAUCGUCGUGGGUAUCUUGGUGAUAAUAAAGAGUCAAAUAAUAUGAUACAAUGUAGUUCAAGCUCUGAUUCUGAACUUGACUAUAAGUUUGAUCGUGAAUAUUCUAUUCGUUAUAAUAAUCUUCAAAAUUCAAGAAGUUUGAAACUAGUUGACACAAAUAGUGUUCUUCAUACGCCUGGUACUUGGUUAUUAGAUAAUAGUAAACUUUCGAAAAUAGAGCACAAAAGAAUCCGCUCAGAAUCCAUUGAUAAGCCUUCAGGUACAGAGUUACAAAUACUUGCACCAACUAUUUAUGAUCAACACUCAUUGAGCUUUUCUAAUCCUAAAGACAAUGUGUACGAAAAAAGUUCGUCUUCAACAUGUUCCAAUUCAGCAGCCAGCAAGCGAUCGGAUCGUUAUAUUCGUGAUAUCGAUAUACUUGAAGUUGCUGGAGUUCCAUUUUCAUAUGAAGAUGUUGUAUAUUCGACAAAUGAAGAGUUUCGCCAACUAAGAGCCACUCGUGGUCUAACAGAGGAACAGCUAACAGCUAUGUCGGAUGCUCGUAGACGAGCUACUAACCGUCAAGCGGCUGAACGUUGUCGUCGUUUUAAGGUUGCUGCUCGUGAUGAAUUAGCAGAACGUCUUGCUGAUCUUCGCUUAGAAAGGCAGACAUUGACUAAGCGUCUGGUUAAGGCUCGUCAGCGUAAACGUGAUGCAAGGGAUAAUCUUACGGAAGAACAAAACCGUCUGUUGCAUAUGCUGCAUGACUCAAAUGGUUGCACAUUAAAACCUUCCGAUUGGCGCAUUCAUCUAACUACGGAAGAUGAAAUUGUAGUUGUAUCAGUUGGACAUUAACUCAAUAAACAUUGCUUCUCAAUUCCGUAAAACGUCUUUCAUUUAACCCUUGCUGUUUGCAUACAAACUGUAAAUACAUUUUCCCUGAAUUACGCAUUUUCUUCAAAUCGCACUCAAAACCCUGCAAAUGGUCACAGGACUUUGUUUAUCUUAAGAUUUUUUCUUAAAUGUUUUUGACCCGCUAUGCGCAUACAUCACGUUUACCAAGCAUACAAUACAUCCAAAUAAUCGUAAACUUAAUUCUCAGCCUAACAUAUCGUAAUAUUGCUAAUGAUAUAUAUAUUAACUUGACUAACCUUGAUCAUUGGCAUCUCGAAAAUUUUGUACAAUGGUAAUGUUUACGUGUGAGUAAAAACUGUCUACUG
Molecule: messenger RNA, 2261 nt
Organism: Schistosoma turkestanicum
Lineage: Eukaryota; Metazoa; Platyhelminthes; Trematoda; Strigeidida; Schistosomatidae
Source: the annotation of a GenBank genome assembly